This is a messenger RNA of Brassicogethes aeneus, 822 nucleotides long. The record is from the annotation of a GenBank genome assembly. Lineage: Eukaryota; Metazoa; Arthropoda; Insecta; Coleoptera; Nitidulidae.
AUGUUGCGUAAUUUUUUGACUACCGUGCCUUAUACGAAGUUUAUUUUAAUUGAAGAUAAUGUGGCUGACAGGGGUUAUGAUUUGUUUAACUUUGUUGUAAAUAGUCAAAUUAAACGAGAAAAUAGUAAAAUUCAUUUUUUGGUGUGCGAGAAUGUAUUCUCAAGGGUUAAAGCACAAUUCAGUGGUAAUAACGUACAAUUUUAUGAUAUUGUAAGCAACAAUUUAAACUGGACGAAAAAUACCAGAUAUACCCUAGACGAAGUAGCAAAAAAUGUUUCCAAUACCGACAUAGUAAUAAUUAACUCACUAUCAAAUGCCAUAAUUAACUUUGGUGUAUCCGAAGUUUACAGAUUUUUAAAUAUUUUAAUUGCAGAAAAAUGUGUUCAACAAAUUUUAACAAUAUUGCAUACAGAUUUAUUGUUGGAUAAAAAUUGUGUUGAAUUUUUUGAGCAUCUGUGCACACUUAGUAUUAGAAUUAAACCUAAAUUUUAUAGUGAUAAUGCUAGAGUUAAAUAUAGGUACAAGAAAGUUGGAGGAAAGAUUAUAAUGCAGAUGGAAGAGUAUAAGUUUGAAAACAAUAAUUUGCUGACAUACAAAAUUGAAACUGACGCCUCAAAAAUUGAACAAGUGGUUGCUAACAACGUGAAUCCAGAAAAUUUAUCUACAUUCAGAAUAGGUUUAAGUGAACAGGAAAAAUUGUCUAAAGAAAAUGUGGUUUUACCUUAUUUACCCAAGACUGACAAAGAGGGUAAAAUUACUUACACCAUGGAAGAUAUUGAUGACUGGGACGAAGAGGACCCUGAUGACGAUUUGGAUAUAUAA